This is a messenger RNA of Microplitis mediator, 1846 nucleotides long. RefSeq names its product RNA polymerase II-associated protein 3 (gene spag). Bases 175 to 1779 code for a protein of 534 amino acids. The transcript has 5 exons. Lineage: Eukaryota; Metazoa; Arthropoda; Insecta; Hymenoptera; Braconidae. The record is from RefSeq and is a predicted model, not a curated record. Gene Ontology annotation, molecular function: protein binding.
CUGUGAAACUGAACUUGGCACCUGGUUGUCUGCAAUAAUAACAAACAAAUAAUUUGAUUAUUUAUUAGUCUUAUAAAACAAAAAAAUAUAUAUGUCAGUAGCGCAUAUUCCGAAGGUUAAAAUAUAAAUAAUUAACUAUCAAUAAACCUCAGUCAUAAAUAAAUAAUUCAAAAAAUGAACAAAGAAAAAUCAAUUGAAAUCCAAAAACAAGUGCGCGAUAAUUCGUCCGAUUUGCAGAGCGAAUUUUUGGAUAUGAAAAAUUGGGAAGAGCAAAUGAAAAAAAAAGACGAAUUAAUUUGUUCCACUGAUGACACUUGUCAGGUAUUGCCGCCAGUGAGAAAGAAAAAAAGUUCAAGAAUAAAAUCGAAGACUAAAGAAAAUGGCACGAAAGCUAAAAGAAUAAAAGCACAUGAUUAUUCAGCCUGGGAUAAUUUUGAUGCGGAUAAGGCCUGCGAAGAAAUAGACAAAGAAAAUGAAUCUGAAGAUUCUGGUGACGAAGUAUUCAGCAAAGAGGAACUAGAAAAAAAACAUGAAGAAGCGACAGUUCAAAAAGUACUUGGUAAUAAAUAUGUUACGGAAAAAAAAUGGCACGAAGCAAUGGCAUGUUACAAUGAAGCCAUUAAAAUAUUUCCAUAUGACGCAGUAUUUUAUGCGAAUCGCGCGCUCUGUCAUUUGAAAAUAGACAAUUUGUAUUCAGCAGAAUCAGACUGUACUGCAGCAAUACAACGCGACGAGCACUACGUCAAAGCUUAUCAUAGACGAGCUACAGCCAGGAUGGCAUUGAAACAGUACGCAGAAGCUAUUAGUGACUUAAAAAUAUUAUUGGGGCUAGAAAAUAAUAAUAAAGAAGCUAAAAAAAUGCUGGAGACCGCGUUGAAGUGUCAAAGUAAUUUGGAAACAAGACCUAUCGCCACUUCAACGCUCGCUGAUUCUCCGCUGACAGAUAAAAAAAAUAAUCAAGACAAUAUUGAUGACGCAAAAGUAAUUAAAAAUAAAAUUACUGACGGUACUAAGGGAGAAGGCAAAAAAGUAAAAAUCGGAGAUGAAAAAAUAGAAAACAAAAUUGAAGAAGUGGAAAAUAAAAGUAAAGAAUUAAAAUUAACAGAAUCUGCGGACGUAAAAAAUGAUAAAUUUCGUCAAUGGCUACCGAUUAUUGACGAAAAUGUAGAUGUAGUCAAGCCUAUCACCAAAUUACCUCAUCAAAGAAUUAAGAAACCGCUUAAAUUAAUUCCCGUAACUGUAACUGAUUUUACUAAAUGGUCGAACGUUGAUCCAGAGACGGAGAAAUGUUGCAAAGUAUCCAAGGAUACAAAGUCGUCAGUACAAGACGUAGCUGCUGAUAAGAAUAAAAAUACCGGUACUGGUACUGGUACUGUUAAUAUUGAAAGUAUAAAAGAUGAAAGUGAUGAUGUUAUUCCAGCGGUCCCGCGUACUUCUGUUCAAUUUUGCAUCACCUGGCGCAAACAUAAAUCACCGGAAUUCCGAUACAAAUAUUUGAAACAGUUGCCUCCAGACAGUAUUCCCAAGUUAUUUAAAGACUCUAUGGAAUCAGAUACAUUCAGCGAAAUAAUAACGACUCUAAAAACAAAUUUUAUUGCUAAUAAUGAUCCAGUUUAUGAUUAUCUGAAAUACUUGAGUGAAAUAAAACGAUUUAGGACACUGACGAUGUUUUUAAGUAAACAAGAAAAAGAGGAUCUAACAACUUUAUUCAAUUACUGCAAGUCAAUUGAAGGCCACACCGACACAAUUACUGACCUGCGUAAAAAAUACGAACUCUAAUAAUCACUACAUUUAUUUUUUUUUUUUUCUUUCCCUUUAAAUUAAAAAUCUAAACUAAAUUUAAAAA